Messenger RNA from Anopheles cruzii, 2867 nucleotides. RefSeq names its product adiponectin receptor protein (gene AdipoR). Lineage: Eukaryota; Metazoa; Arthropoda; Insecta; Diptera; Culicidae. The transcript is spliced from 5 exons. Gene Ontology annotation, cellular component: plasma membrane. Gene Ontology annotation, biological process: adiponectin-activated signaling pathway. Gene Ontology annotation, molecular function: signaling receptor activity. The record is from RefSeq and is a predicted model, not a curated record. Bases 317 to 1615 code for a protein of 432 amino acids.
UGGUCCGUCAUGUUGGUGGUCUUAUUUUUCAUAAGUGUGUUUCCGAAUGUAGAUUAUCGUGCACGUCAUGUUUCGUGAGCUCGUGCAAGAAUCAUAAAAUCUGCAUAACAUAGAGUGCAUAUAGUGUGUGAUGGAAGUGAUUUUAUAUUGGAAACCUAUGUAACCACGCUCUUAACCAGGGCUUACUCGAUGUCUAUACGGUUCACGUGAUUAUGGUGGAGUUUCUAAGGCGCUCAUUGAUAAGGAAGUACAGCUCGUUGCUUACAGCUGAUUGAAGUCCAAGAAUCGAGCAACGCCGGAAAUCUUUAUUUUCCCGAUGUCGUCGUCGUUGCGCUACGAUCUUAACAGUGGCUCUCAGGAUGGAAUACACGAGCAUCCUGUGGGUAUGGUAGGCGGUACGAGGAAAAGCGCACUAAACGCAAUUGGCACUUCCGGUGAGGGCGAGCUGUUUAGUAACAUGAUGAUGGAGGCCGACUUUAGCAUAAGAAAAAGGCGAGUUUGGGUUCCCGAGCAGGAUUCGCUUGCCUCCGAAGACAUCGAUCUACUCGAUGACGAUGAUGAUCUGGAGGAGGAAGAGGACGACGGUGUUGGCUGCCCGUUACCGUCAACGCCUGAAGAUAAUCAACUGCUUGAAGCGGAAAUGACCGAAGUCCUGAAGGCAGGCGUCCUCUCCGACGAGAUCGAUCUCGGAGCGCUCGCGCAUAAUGCGGCCGAGCAGGCGGAAGAAUUCGUGCGCAAGGUUUGGGAAGCCUCCUGGAAGGUGUGCCACUUUAAGAACCUUCCCUCGUGGCUGCAGGACAACGAUUUCCUGCACAAGGGUCACCGACCGCCGCUGCCCUCGUUCAGCGCCUGCUUCAAGUCCAUCUUUCGCAUCCACACCGAAACGGGCAACAUCUGGACGCAUCUGCUCGGCUGCGUCAUGUUCAUCGGAGUCGCCGCUUACUUUCUGACGCGUCCAGCGUUCGAGAUUCAACUGCAGGAGAAGUUGAUCUUUCUUACCUUCUUCAUUGGCGCCAUCAUUUGUCUUGGGUUUUCGUUCGCCUUCCACACGCUUUGCUGCCACUCGGAGAUGGUGGGAAAGCUGUUUUCCAAGCUCGAUUAUUGCGGAAUCGCUCUUCUAAUUAUGGGCUCGUUUGUUCCGUGGCUGUACUACGGUUUUUACUGUCAUUACAAACAUAAACUCAUCUACCUGACCGUCGUCAUCGUAUUGGGCAUUACCUCCAUCGUCACCUCGUUGUGGGACAAAUUUUCUCAGCCCAACCUGCGACCGCUUCGAGCAGGAGUGUUCAUGAGCUUCGGCCUGUCUGGUAUUAUCCCGGCGAUACAUUACGUGCUGAUGGAAGGUUGGGUGAGCAAAAUCUCUCAGGCUAGUCUCGGGUGGCUGAUCCUAAUGGGUUUGCUGUACAUUCUGGGCGCUCUCUUCUACGCUCUUCGUGUCCCCGAGCGGUGGUUCCCGGGAAAGUGUGAUCUCUGGUUCCAGUCACAUCAGAUCUUCCACGUGUUGGUGCUUGUUGCCGCCUUUGUGCACUACCAUGGCAUCAGCGAGAUGGCCAUGUACCGCGUGACGGUUGGCGAGUGUGACAUUCCACACCAGCACCCGGCGAUCAGCUUCUAAGACCCCCCGUUCUCUAUCCGUGGCGAGCAAGCUAUUGGCCUUUGAUACAAAGGAGACCUCUUUCCGGAAGCAUUAAUGUUACUUAACAGCCUCUCGAAUUGAGUACCGAUGAUCAGAGCCGAGGAAUCACUUUCAGAAGUAUAGUGGCUGCUAGGGAAGAUUUCCAUUGUUGCUUAAUUUAUUGUCAUAUCCUUCUCUUGGCUUGCUUCUAUUCAUUUGUCUAUUGAUUUAAUUCUGAUAUUUUUUCACACAGAACAAGAACCGAAUCCUUAUGUUUCUUCCUUGCGCGUUAUUAGAUUUCAUAAAGGAUCAUUGUUUUUUUUAUAAUGAGCAGAACAAAUGUUCUCUUAUCGGCGUUUCCUUAAUUAAUUACUUGCAUCACUAUUGAAUUUUUUUUAUAGCCGGAAUCCCGUAGCCAGGAACUUAGGGACUCGUUUACCAGAAGACCGGGUAGAAAAAAUAAGGUGUAAGGUGUGCGACAGCCGGUGGAAACUAGUAAUUCUUAGAUAAAACCAAACCAUAGACUAUUUUAGGUACCGUAAGCAACCACAAAACACGGCUUCAUCAAAAGUAAAGGGAAUUUAUUUUGGUUCUUUGUUUUGUUAGUUUUUUUUAAAUUAAUUAAACACAAUCCAUAAGUCCAUUACGAUCUAUCGCCUUUCACGAGCCUUUCACCUUGAGCUCUUGUUGCGAGGGUUAUUUGCGAGCUCGAUUAUAAUUAGGCGAGCAAAUUAAAACUCGUCUGAAGUAUCGCAAUAUUAUCAAUGCCCCAGCGAUAGUGUUUUUUCCCAAUACAAAAAAUGGACGUCCUAUCGGUUCUACUUGUCACAUUGCAUCUAAUUUAGUUUCACACACGCGCAGGCAGCACCAAGCAAACUGUUUUCAUACACAACAAGCAAAUAACUCCAAAUUCAACAGUCGCACAUAAAGGACAUCCUAAACAUAGCAACAACAAAAACAAACGAAAAAGACACACAUCAUAAGGGGACAAACAUACAAAAGUUGUUAGUUGGGAAAUUUGGGAAAAUUUCACGUUCGUCGAAAGCUUGCGAUAUGUCGUCGGCAGAUAUAAAAAGAUAACAGAGUAACGACUGCGAAGUAACGGUGGAAAUAGGUUGCAUUAUAGGAACAGAUGGGGAUGUAUGAAUUUCAACUAAAGCGAAAUAAGAAAAACUUGAUAAAAGCAAAAAAAAAAAAAACAACCUGAUGAUUACACAAUAAUAUGUACCAGAGCUCUAAAAAGAAAUUAAAA